This is a messenger RNA of Anolis sagrei ordinatus, 561 nucleotides long. NCBI's taxonomy places the organism in Eukaryota, Metazoa, Chordata, Lepidosauria, Squamata, Anolidae. The record is from RefSeq and is a predicted model, not a curated record.
AUGGAGAUGGCUGUGGAAAUGAAGCCCAAGAAAAGUGUUGCCGAGGAAAUGGCAGAUUUAUUCAAUGACUUUACAAAUCCAAAGGACUCAGGAGCUAAAGAAGCACUGAAAGCACCCUCGCUUUUCCGAAUUUGGGAUAUUAGCCAGAAAUACUUUUUCCUGGAGAACAACACACUGGUGGCAGUUCCCAAAGGUUCCAACUCAACAGAGGAAAUACUGGGUGUGGUCCCCAAUCGAGGUAUUACAGACACAAAUAUGAAUAUAUUCCCCAUUAUCAUGGGUCUCCAAGAUGGGAAGCAUGUCUUGUCCUGUGCUGAAUCUGGUGGUCAGCCUCAGAUAAAGAUAGUGGAGCAAGAUCUCAUGAUUCUGUAUGGGAAAAAUGAGCCACUCAAGAAUUUCACCUUCUUGAACCACACUGAAGGCGGGCAACAGACUUGUUCGUUUGAAUCUGCAGCUUGUCCAGGUUGGUUCAUAGGUACGUCCACUGAGCCAAACAAGCCUGUUGGUUUGAGUCAUAAAGGAGGUGCCGAGAUCACCACGUUUUACUUUGAGAAAAAAUAA